AUGCGACGACCACAAAUUUCCGAGCCGAAGCCUCUUGUUGUUUUGUCACAGAGCGCAGAUGACCAUGACAGUGACUCUGAGCCAAAGGCACCGUCGAACUCUUGGGUUGAACACUUGCUCUUCUUCCUUCUCAUCAUACCCUUGACCUUGAGCAUCUUGUUGCUGUACAGCGAUGCUACGAGGUGGCACCUUCCAGACAAUCUAUACGUGUUUGUAAACACAUACCGAACAUCCGUGCAGACAGCAGUUCAAAUUUUUGGUGCAAUCCUCGCAGCCAUUGAAGUCUUUGCAAUUUGUCGUCUGAUAAAUCUUACAACUCGCAUUCGGUUCACCAAGGCCCCAGUUUCACUCAAUGUGCUAGGCUUUUGGUCUGCUCUAUCCACCCCUACGAACAAUUUCUGCUUGCCUUUUUGGAUGAUAUUUGCAACUAUUCUAUUUGGCAACAUGUCCGCCAUCAUAUCGGCAUUAUGGACCGGUGCCUUGACACCGGCAGAUGCCAUUGGUACCCACGAGUCCACGCUACUCAUUCCUGAUUGGUCCAAUAUCAGUUUGAUCAAGGAAUAUCCCGGACAGAUCGACAAGACAGGUUUAACAAUUCGUGAGACAAAGGGAUAUUUCACCUACUCCGUGGGAUUAGGCAUGCUAGGCUCACUUCUAUCCUCCGUGAACUCGGCCUCGCCGAUCCAUGGGGGCAUCCGCGAUCAUCCUAAAUUGGAUAACAGUCGGUAUAACUACCACGGUCGAUCAUACGGAGUGGGAGCAAGUGCCGGAAUUUCUGAUGAUAACUUAGUCGCUGUUCCCCAUGCAAACAAUUACACAUUCAACGAAGUAGGCCUCGACGCUUCCGUUGACUGCAUCUACAACACGAGUUCGCUGUUCAGGCUCCAAGUUCUACCUCAAACAACACUCUACGCCGCUCGAGGUCUGCUCCCUGACAACAACCUUACCGAGCCCGAAUACUCGGUCUAUAUCGGUCGUGGAAGCGAUGCAAUCGUGGCGAUGGGAGUGGCAGCAUACCCAAGCGCGUAUACCGCAAAGCGAUAUAUGGCCAUCACUGCAGGCAAUUACUACAAAGAACUGAAUCAGGUUCAAUGCGCUGUUACCUUCGUCCCGGCCAUGUUCAAUGUCUCCGUUGAUAUCCAAGGGCGGAACAUUAGCGUGAACAAGGUCAACGCAUCAGAUCCUUCACAGCCAAUACACGACAUUGAUCCACACCACAAGAUAACUCAUGUUGUUAUGCGACAGCUUGAGCUCAUCGCCAAUGAUCUGACAAGUUACUAUCGUUCGACUCUCGGUGAUGCUUUCAAUGCGAGCAUAAGUGACUAUCGCACCUCGGUGAUUGGUAAAAAUCUCUCCGAGACCCAGAUCGUGAUGAAAGGAAUGGAAAAUGCAGUGACUUCUCUGGUCGACGACCUGUUGGUUGGAUAUGCCUCGGCGCAAGUAGUGGUUGGGGAGUUCAGUCGGACUACGCACGCAACGGUGCAGGUAUCUGCGCUACGCGUUGGAUCAAGAGCAUAUGUCGUAACGAGUGCGGUGAUCACGGGCCUGAUUGCACUUCUUGUCCUUGGUGAAGGCCUUCGUAUGCGAUGGUGGAAAGGGCUUCCAGCUUUUGAUUAUCAGGAUAAUCGGGCAUUGAUUGUGGCAGCCUCAAGAGGUGGAAAGGCUGUUGCAGAAUAUGCAGAGCAGUUGGAAUGCAAAGACUUGGGCAGGGUCCCUGUUAUUUGGAGGAAAGGAGAUGAUAGCUGGGAUCAUGGUGAAAUUUCUUUUCAGCCGAUGUUAGAUUACCCCAAAGAGGACAUAGAGGACGCAGAGCUGGACAGGCAUCAUGCCGGAUGGAUAUGA
Penicillium olsonii is the source of this 1842-nucleotide messenger RNA. The record is from the annotation of a GenBank genome assembly. NCBI's taxonomy places the organism in Eukaryota, Fungi, Ascomycota, Eurotiomycetes, Eurotiales, Aspergillaceae.